GGUGUAGGGAGGAAUUUGGGAUACGGCCCAAGUCUCGGCUCAGUGCAGGAAUGAAACGUAGAACUUCCUGUUUUUGUGGGUUUGGUGAGCGAGAACACUAAAAAAAAAAAAAAAAACCAAGCGUUUUUGUGGAUCUUCUCCAUGGCUUGAAGUUUAUUUAUUUAUUUUUUAUGUUGUAUUUCGUGUAAAAUUAGAUCUUUUGAAUGGAUCGAAUUUGGCAGAGGAGAGCAUGGACAGCUCAGUGACCCUGUGGCAGUUCCUGCUGCAGCUGCUGGUGGACCCGGGCAACGAUCAUCUCAUCUGCUGGACCAAUGAGGACGGCGAGUUCAAGCUCCUCCAGGCCGAGCAGGUGGCCAAGAUGUGGGGCGCUCGUAAGAACAAACCCAGCAUGAACUACGACAAGCUCAGCCGAGCCCUGCGCUACUACUACGACAAGAACAUAAUCAAGAAGGUAAACGGACAGAAGUUCGUCUACCGCUUCGUCUCCUAUCCAGACAUUUUAAAAGCCGAUUACGCUGCCCGAGCCGAGGGGCCCGAAGCAAGUCCCCUUCCCUCUCCCGAGCAGCAACCAAACAAAGGCCUGCUCACCUGCAACAAACAAAACAAGGACACCUUCAAAUGCGUCGGCUCAGCCUCAAGCCAGUCCAAAUCGUCCAGCCGGAACGACUACAUCCACUCAGGUCUGUACACGUCCUUCACGCUGACCUCUCUCCAGUCAGGAACGCAGCUCUUCAAGUCCAUCAAAAUGGAAAACCCAGCAGAGAAGAUGGCCGAGAAGAAAGACGCAGCGCAGCCGCCGUCCGUCAUCAAAUUCGGGAUUCCGCUCCAGACGAAAGUCCCCGCACAGAGCACGAAGGAAAAACCGACUCCACCUGUUCCGCCCGUUCAACCCCCGAUCCAGAUGUUGGAACCGGGGGAGGAGCAACAGCAGCUCAGUCCCAGCACGCCGCUGGAGGUGAGCUCCGGUACCGACACGCCACCGAUUAACAUCAUCCUCUCAGGAAUUUCUCCUUCUCUGGGAUGUCCCUCGCCCUCACCCAGCACGCUCGCAGACUCCAAGGAGCUGAUCAUCGACACGGACGUCGAGUCGGUUUCCUCUCAGCCUACAGAGCUGCAGCUCCAGCCAUUGUUUGACUCCAACUCCUCGGACUUGUCACUGGUCCUGAGUCACGGUCAGAGCGGUAAAUCUUCAAAGAAGCCUCGAGGGUUGGAGCUCAUGCCCACGCUAUUGGUGAGCAGUUCGGACUUGAGUCCCCUCAACCUAUCCAGUCCGUCGCUCCCUACAGCCUCCCUCACGCCGGCUUUCCUGCAGACACCGUUGUUGCUCACGCCGAGUCCCCUGCUGUCCAACAUCCAUUUCUGGAGCACGCUCAGUCCCGUGGCUCCCCUCAGCCCAGCUCGAAGACAGGGCGCACACACGCUCUUUCAGUUCCCCUCUGUCCUGAGCUCCGCCCAGUUCUCGGUGCAGACGCACAGUGUGGACGGCACCAACACACCAGGACCUCUCUCUCCAGACCCACAGAAGACAUGAACAUGAACAGAAAAACAGACUGCUGUGAUUGGUGGGUUUGCUUUUUUUCCCCCUCAAACACACACACACACACACACCCCCGUAUUGACUCAGAAACACUUUUACCCCACGUUACCUGUUGGUCAAAUUCUUACUCCUGGUGACGAUGAGCAUUCAGGACCUUCGUCGCAGGGGGUUCGGGUGGAGCUUCACCUUCAGCUGGAGGGAAGAGUUCUUUCAACAGAGUUUGCCUUUAUUUUCUUCUGCUCAAACGGACGACAAGCCAUCAGAUAACCGUUUCCGUAAAGGAUUCGCUUUUGUGUGCUGUUUUGCAGGGAGGUCAGCUUUCAGGGAGUCACUGCUUUUUUUUAUUAAAUUUUUUUUAUGUCAUGUUGGAACAGGACGUCCCACAACAGUUUGAGGAAGAACAACAUGGCGUAUGUCCCAAUACUUUUGCUCAUACCAUGUAUAUAAUUGCAGUGCUUAUGAAUAUUUUUUUAUUUUCAUACUUUCUUCAUAGCGAUACAAUGCUACCAAAACACACACACACACACACACACGUUUCUUGGUUUGAAUAGUAAACGUUAAACGCUUUUUUCCCAAUUUAAAACUCAUCAAUUUUAGAUAACUAGCUAGCUACAUUAGCCUGCUUGUAUUGAGUAGGAUUGCAGCUGAGAAUUUGGUAGAUCUUUCAUAAGAGCUUUCUUCUUUUCUUUUUGUUGGUAGGUUCAGAAAAUCUUUUCAACGACGACCCGUAACGGCUGAUCGCAGCUUUAUUUUUACCCACCUAGCUGGCUUUGAAAAAAAAUUAAUUCUUAGAUUGCAUUUGAAAAAAUUGCUAGAUAUUUUAUCGACGUUAUAUCAUGGUAUCUAAACGUAUUUUUUUCCCCUAAGGAAUAAAACAAGCACAGUAUCAGACUCGAUCCCGGUGUUGGUAUCGAGGAAUCUUCUCUAUCGCGAGGUUUCUUAUGCGUAAUCGCCUCUCCAGGUAAAGUCCCCUCAUUUCUUUGCCUUCGUACUCAGGGGGGAGACCACGUACACGUUUCUUAAAAACGUCCUCAUUUUGCACCUUUUCUGGCCAUAAACAGCACCUACAAGCACCUUGACGCGACUGCUCCUAACCAGUCGAUUAACGACGCACUUACACACUAAUCACGUCUCAAAGACGCUUGUGGAAAUGUCUACAGAUUGUAAUCUAGUUUGGUUAUGAGGGAAAAAUAUGACACAAAGACUCAAACAAUCCAGAUGCUUAUUUUUGUAUUGACUGUUCAGGGUUUAUAGUAAUCAUUAUUUUUCAUGAGAUAUAUUUGUACAUCGUGAGGUUUGAAGCGAGGCAAGUUGAAUGAGUGUUGAAAGUAAUGGGAUUCCCAGAAAUGCUAUUUUUUACAUUUUGCCUAGAAAGACAGAUUGAAAAGGGAAUAUCUGGAAAUUACAUUUUCAAAAAUUUUAGUCACCAGGAUUUAGGAAUUUCUUAAAAAUAUAUUUUUUUUAAUAGAGAAAUGUAAUAAAUAUAUAUAUACACUUUGAAAGCUUCACACUUUUCCAAUUCCCCAACUUCUGGUUUAAUCUGGAAGGGAAAAAAAAGCAACAUUUGCGCUUAAACAAUUUUAAAGAACGCCAUGCUAAAAAAAAAAAAAAAAAAAAAUAUUAUUUGAAAUUUGUGCAAUUCUUGUAAAAAUUUGCAUUUUAUCCAUCCGGUUGUAAUGAGAUCAUUCCAAAACUUGCAAUUUGCAAGCUUUUACAUCUUUGUAAACAAAAAUCUCUUUUUUUUACAAUUUGAUCCGUUUUAUUUCCAACAAAGAAAUUUACUGUAAUUUGUACAGAAUGGGAAAAGUGUCACUACAAUCUGAAUGAAAAAGUACAGUAAAGAAUUUGUGAAAGAACUUUUAUAGUUGAAUUACGUCGAAUUGAAUUGAAAUUUUGUUCGUCAUGAACAUAAACAUGCAGUACAUAAUGCGGAACCCUUAUUAGAACUGUUCAGACAAAAGUUUGUGGACACCUGAACAUGCAGUUUUUGAACAUCCUACUGCUGUUAUAAUGAGAUUUUGGAGCGUAUUUGUGGAGGUUCAUUCAGCCACCAGUCACAAAGGUGUUUCAUAGAGUUCAAUAGCAGGAGAUCUUCCACUCCCUGUUCAUGGAGAUGGCUUUGUGCACAGGAGCAGAGUCGUCCUGGAAUAUCUUUGGCUCGAAUAGUUCAAGUGAGGGGGAAGAUGCAAUGCUACAGCCUUCAAAGACAUUUUAUACAAUUGUGUACCUCUGACUUUGACAAACAGUUUGAGGAGAACCACAUAUGGCUGGGGAAAGCCAGGUGUCCCAAUACUUUUGUUUUUAUAGUGUAUGUAUUGCAUGGUUUGACAUGAAUUUCAGUUUGAGAAUAAAUCAGGUGUAUAAAAUUCAAAAGUUCAGAUAAAUUUUCAGAACAUGA
Silurus meridionalis is the source of this 3935-nucleotide messenger RNA. RefSeq names its product ETS transcription factor ELK4 (gene elk4). NCBI's taxonomy places the organism in Eukaryota, Metazoa, Chordata, Actinopteri, Siluriformes, Siluridae. The record is from RefSeq and is a predicted model, not a curated record. Gene Ontology annotation, cellular component: nucleus. The coding region runs from base 230 to 1531 and encodes 433 amino acids. Gene Ontology annotation, molecular function: DNA-binding transcription factor activity, RNA polymerase II-specific; sequence-specific DNA binding. Gene Ontology annotation, biological process: cell differentiation; regulation of transcription by RNA polymerase II. The transcript has 6 exons.